Messenger RNA from Bathycoccus prasinos, 576 nucleotides. RefSeq lists its product with no specific name. The transcript has a single exon. Bases 1 to 576 code for a protein of 191 amino acids. NCBI's taxonomy places the organism in Eukaryota, Viridiplantae, Chlorophyta, Mamiellophyceae, Mamiellales, Bathycoccaceae. The record is from RefSeq and is a predicted model, not a curated record.
AUGUCAGACAGUUACAUCGACAAAAACACGUACGCGUACUACCACGGGGGUGGGGGUGCGCAACAAUCAAAAGACGGAAACGACACGCGAAUGGAACCGGUGUACUCACACAAAUCUCCAAAAACCGGGUUCGACGACAUUCUGAAUCUCGGCGAGGCGAUACAAAACUGCGAAAGUUUCAAGACGCCGAUAAGGAACAUGCGACCGUACGGAGGCAUGUAUCGAUGCCGAUCGAGCGGGCAAAAUAGGUUUUGUGACAUGUGUUGUGCCGUGUGUCCGGUGUGCGUGUAUAACGUGCCGUGUUGCGGGUCGGAUUCGUGUUUAUGGACCAUCUGGUGUUGGCUCGGGAUACCGUUACCGUGGUCGUUUUGUACGAUGUUUUCGUGCGAGAUGAUCGGGCCGAGCGUGGUGACGAGAGGUAAACACGGGGAGCUCGCGUGUCAGUACGUGAGAUUAGAAGAGCACGAGAAAGGAUACGGGUGCUUUGGAGCGCAGGGAUGCGAUGGUUUCAAAACCCGGGCCGGGCUCAGGGACGAUACGCCGAUGUUGUUGAAAGCCGAGCCCGGGUGCUGUUAG